AUGAAGGCUCUCCUGCUGAUCUUGGCUCCGGUGUUGCUUCUCCCGUGCUGGAUGGCGACUGUAGAUGAACAGUCAGCACUGCGUCGGUUACAGGUUGUCCAGAAUGCAGCCGCCCGCCUGCUGACUGGAAAGAAACGGCGUGAUCAUAUCAGUCCCGUCCUUGCAUCUUUGCGCUGGCUGCCUGUUCAUUUUAGGAUCCAGUUCAAGCCCAAAACAUAUCCACUGGACAUGGUUCCUGAUGCUGUUGAUGACACGUACGAAGGCUGCAGAAAUGGCGAAAUGGAGAAGAAGGUCAACGAGACAUACUUACAACAAGAGUUAGGCCUAGACGGAAAUUUUAAAAAAGCCUGGACAGAUAAAGAAGUUGAAAAAUGUUCAAAGAAAAAACCAGAUGAAGGGGAUGAGGCUCUCACUGUAAAUCACAUGCACGCUAUCUGUGCUUAUACAUCUCCAAUUGUUUAUAAAGAAUUCAAUAAAGCAUGCAAGAGCAGUAAGGACUUCAAAUUCUACACUUUACAUUACUGGCUGACUACUGCCAUUCAAAUCCUGAAUAAGAAACAAACCGAACCCUGUCUAACUACUUAUCGUAGAAACGGAUCUGAGUCCACCGGCAAAGUUGGCGACAUCAUUCGGUUUGGUAUAUUUGCCUCCAGCUCUAAAAACACAGGGCAGAAAGAUUACGGUACUAAGACCUGCUUUCAAAUCCACACCUGUUUAGGAGCCUACUUGAAGCAUUAUCCAUUCUUUGAAACAAAGGAGGAAGAGGUGCUUAUUCCCCCCUAUGAACAAUUCAAGAUAACUACAAUUAUUGAAGGGGAGGGUAAAUUUGAAGCGCUGCCUGACUGUGAGAAGGUCUUUGUUUUGGAAAGUGCUGGAAAAGAGAAUCCUCCUGUAACUCCUCUAAAGGGAAGCGUCCGGGAGGAUCCUGACCAGGAGCCCAAACCACCUCAGCUGGCUCCUUUCCAUGUGAAGGAGCAGCGGCUGUACUCCUAG
Molecule: messenger RNA, 993 nt
Organism: Scomber scombrus (Atlantic mackerel)
Lineage: Eukaryota; Metazoa; Chordata; Actinopteri; Scombriformes; Scombridae
Product: T-cell ecto-ADP-ribosyltransferase 1-like
Exons: 4
Coding region: 1-993 (330 amino acids)
Molecular function (GO): NAD+ poly-ADP-ribosyltransferase activity; NAD+-protein-arginine ADP-ribosyltransferase activity
Source: RefSeq, a predicted model, not a curated record